Molecule: messenger RNA, 540 nt
Organism: Canis lupus familiaris (dog)
Lineage: Eukaryota; Metazoa; Chordata; Mammalia; Carnivora; Canidae
Gene: SCGB1C1
Product: secretoglobin family 1C member 1
Exons: 3
Coding region: 118-405 (95 amino acids)
Source: RefSeq, a predicted model, not a curated record
CCUUCACGCUCACUGCCAAAGUCUUGACAGGCAGGUUGGGGCCACCCCCAGGCCAGAUGCCACCUGUGAGGCAUAAAGCCGGCAGAGGCAGCUCCUGAGAGACCUCUGCUGUCUGCCAUGAAGGGAAGCAGCACCCUCCUGCUGGUGGCCCUCUCCUUGCUCUGCUCCUGCGGGCUGGCCUCUGACGAGGACAGCAGUGAGUUUUUCAUGGACUUCCUGCAAACGCUGCUGGUGGGGUCCCCAGAGGAGCUGUACGAGGGGCCCCUGGGCAAGUACGACGUCAAUGCAGAUGCCAAAGCGGCGCUGACUGAGCUCAAGUCCUGCAUAGACGGCCUACAGCCCAUGCACAAGGCGGAGCUGGUCAAGCUACUGGUGCAAGUGCUGGGCAGUGAAGAUGAAGCCUAACAAACCCCAGUCAUGGCUCCAGGCGGCCACAGGACCAGCUACACAAUCAGCCACAGCCACGCCACCCCAUCACCACUUUCCUGUGCGUGAACUUAUCCGAAAACUAUUCAGUCAAUAAAGCCUCCUGCAGAUCAG